Aphanomyces invadans is the source of this 1752-nucleotide messenger RNA. RefSeq lists its product as hypothetical. The transcript has 7 exons. The coding region runs from base 20 to 841 and encodes 273 amino acids. NCBI's taxonomy places the organism in Eukaryota, Oomycota, Saprolegniomycetes, Saprolegniales, Verrucalvaceae. Gene Ontology annotation, molecular function: protein binding. The record is from RefSeq and is a predicted model, not a curated record.
UUUGGAUGCCAUCACCGCCAUGUCGACGCAGGAGGCUGCCGACCUGGAAGCGAACGAAGAGCGGGUCGAGCAGGUCGUGGUGUGUGCGCUUUGCUGCGUCCGCAGCCGGAUCAUUCAACUCGUGUGCGUGGCGCUCCCUAGCGGCGUGUGCCUCUGCAUCUAUUGUUUCAGCUCGUCGCCUCGACCAGAGGCGGCACUCAUCGUGGGACUCGUUCCGGUUAGCCUUUUUGGUCUAGUCCUUGUGUGUCUUCCCGGUCUCGUAUUUUGGAGUCAGGUCGCCACGGACCACAACGACGCCCACCGUGCCCACCGAGUGCUCAAAGCAAAACAGCAAACGUCCCGCAUCGCCGGCCAAGUCGCGUGCGAUGCCACAGAUGCGACCGACAACCAGCCGCCCAACACAUUCGCCUUGUGUCUGGAUGCAGCCAAAUCCAACAAUGUCGAGUUCAUGGUGUGGGCAUUAGCGAAAGGUCAAUGCCCAGACGAAACGGAUCAUCUGGGGCGGACACCGCUCCACUGGGCAUGCUGCAACGGCAGCGACGACGUCGCCGAGAUGCUAAUCAAAGCAGGCGCGGCCUUGGACUUGCACGAUCGGCUGGAAGGGUUCACGCCCCUCCAUUACGCGGCGUUUUACGGCCACAUCAAGCUGACACGGCUCAUGGUGGUCAACGGAGCCAACAUGGAAAGCGAUUGCAAUAAACACAUGAACCCGCUGCAGCUCGCAGAAAUGGCGUGCCUCAAGGUCCACACCGUGCAGCCUUCCCACCCCCUCGUCAUCAAAUACGUCCGUGGCAUGCGUACUCCGAGUGGUUUCGUGUGUGCGGGUGACCUUGCGAUUUGAUGGCGGCGGCGCUGUAUUGCGUUGGCAACGUUUGCGUUCUGGUUGCCUUACCGUUUCUGGUAGCUGCGCACGGCUAUGGGCGAACGCGCGACGCCACCUCUGGAACACACAUGCGGGCUGACUGUGGCGCGGCUUCUCGACCGACAUGGAAGUAUCGAACCCACGGAGCCAGGGUGAAGCCCGACUGGCAGGUUCGGGUUUCGAUGGUGCACUGAAUUUGGCAGAGUGGCGGCACGACAAUGAGGUAUUGGUCGAAAUGAACGCUGCAAUAAAGGGGUUGUCGAUUACAGCACGUCGUCGUUCACGAGGAGUUCGCAGUCGUAAAUGCCAAGGGGGAUGUGCUGGGUGUCAGUUUGAACCGUGGAGACGAUCUGAAGCAUCCCGUGGCGCAAUUGACUCUCGAGCUGCAUGUGGUACUCGUCGGGGUUGGCGCUCGGAUGGACGAGGACUCGAAUUGGCAACGUCCACUUCUCCCACACGACUUUUUCUUCGUUCUGGACGAAUCCGAACAGCGCCUUGUUCACCCGCGUCUCAAAGAACACGACUGUGAUGCGGUGGCCUCUGCCCGCGUGAUGACGUGUCAUGUGUCGUUGGAAUUGCGCGAUCGCAGCGUCCACCUUGCGCGUGACUUCGGCCACUGGGCAGUACGCAUAUGUGAUGGGCCGAAAACGGCAGUGUGCUUCGGCGGGCCGCACUGGCCCGGGAGCUCGAGUGAAGAGUAUCGUGUGCAGGAGACAUGCAACACACUCGGCAAGCUCUGACACUCCCACUCGUAGCUCUUCCAACUCGUGCUCGUGCGUCACGCCGGCCGUCGCCGCCAUCGCCAUUUUUGCAUUCCCGUGAUACGCCAUGGUGGUUUUCUCGUGAGAACACUCACACUAUUUAACGAUAACUUAGUUGUGCAAUUCUCG